UUAUAUACCCCCACAGAGCUCACCUUCUUCCGCACCCAAAGCUUUCUCUUUGUUGCUUGCUCCAUCUUGAGCCUCUGCUUAAUUCCUUCUCUCUUGCUAAUUGUCUUCUUUUGAGUGUUAUGGCUAAGGACGCGGAGGUGCCAGAGAACGGCUCUUUCCCUGCCAAGGACUACCACGACCCACCUCCGGCGCCGCUCUUCGACGCCGUGGAGCUCACCAAGUGGUCCUUCUACAGGGCUUUGAUAGCUGAGUUUAUAGCCACUUUGCUCUUUCUGUAUAUCACGGUGCUCACGGUUAUAGGGUACAAGAGCCAGAUUGACCCUGCCAAUGAUGGCACUGCCUGUGGCGGGGUUGGGUUUCUUGGGAUCGCUUGGGCAUUCGGUGGCAUGAUCUUCGUUCUUGUUUACUGCACUGCUGGCAUUUCAGGGGGUCACAUUAACCCGGCAGUGACGUUCGGGCUGUUUUUGGCUCGUAAGGUGUCGCUGGUGCGGGCGGUAUGCUACAUGGUGGCUCAGUGCUUUGGAGCCAUUAGCGGUGUUGGGCUAGUCAAGGCCUUCAAUAAGGCUCACUACAUUAAGUACGGUGGUGGUGCCAACACGCUCGCUGAUGGUUACAGCACAGGCGUUGGAUUGGGCGCCGAGAUCAUCGGGACCUUCGUGCUUGUCUACACCGUCUUCUCUGCUACUGAUCCCAAGAGGAAUGCUAGAGAUUCCCAUGUUCCGGUUUUGGCACCACUCCCGAUUGGAUUUGCGGUCUUCAUGGUUCACUUGGCCACGAUUCCGAUCACCGGCACCGGCAUCAACCCCGCUAGGAGUCUCGGAGCCGCCGUUAUCUACGACAAGGGCGAAGCCUGGGAUGACCAAUGGCUCUUCUGGGUUGGACCAUUCGCUGGUGCAGCCAUUGCAGCUUUCUACCACCAAUUCAUCUUGAGAGCAGGUGCUGCCAAAGCUCUUGGGUCGUUCAGGAGCCACCAAAUUGUUUGAUUAGAAGAAGGAAGAAGGAUUUGAUAGUUGAGGAUCAUGAAAUUGUGUAGAUGAAUGUCUCUUUGAGAAAAGGGUGCUUUUUCUGUCCCACUUUGUCCUUCUACCCACUUGCCUUUCAAUUUACUUCCAUGUUGUCUUUUUCCCACUACCUUCGGUUCUUCUUUGUACUCCUUAUGCUUUUAAGUAACUUUUUGAACUGUAGAUCAA
This is a messenger RNA of Alnus glutinosa, 1190 nucleotides long. Its product is annotated as aquaporin PIP2-2-like. The record is from RefSeq and is a predicted model, not a curated record. Gene Ontology annotation, biological process: transmembrane transport. Lineage: Eukaryota; Viridiplantae; Streptophyta; Magnoliopsida; Fagales; Betulaceae. The transcript has 4 exons. Gene Ontology annotation, molecular function: water channel activity. Gene Ontology annotation, cellular component: plasma membrane. The coding region runs from base 120 to 983 and encodes 287 amino acids.